AUGGCGACAGCAAGCAAAGUCCAGCUUGGUACGGACGUUGGCGACUGGCCUGAAUACUACCGCACCGGGAUCACCAAGGAACAGACCGAGUGCGCCUCAGAACUACUGCAGAAGAAUCACAAGGACUGGCAUAUUUUCUUUCAGGAUGGGGGCCUCCACAACCACAUCGCCCAUCAUGUGCUAGCGAUAUGGGCGUUGAAUGCGUCGACUGAGCAGAUCCAGAAGAACUACGAGACAAACGAAAGCUAUCAGCGUUCUCAACCGCCCGUGAACCAGGAAGUCCUCGAGGAGCUCCAAGACCCAGCCGGCUUCCUGAAGAACCUCAACCCACGAGACAACUACCACACUUUCCUCCGCUUCUUCCAGGACGAGAUCGACAAGGGCAGCUGGCAAGAGGUCCUACAGAAGUAUGUCUUUGCAGGUGACGACCGUGCUGAGGCCAUGUUCGUGAGGCUGUUUGCUGGUUUUCUUCAUCCGUUCAUUCAUCUAGGGUAUGGAGUCGAGUUCCGCCAGCCUGCUAUCGUGGCCGAGGCGCUCGCCCAAGCAUCGUGCCACGAUGACCAGAUCGGGAAGCUCUUACUUCCGGCUGAAAAGGCUGCCAGAGAAAGUCGAGGAGGUCCAUCGAAAAGCAUCGUUGAACUACUCGAUACCAUUCAUGGCGACAAGGACAUGCAGGCCGCGGCUCAUUGGGACGACGGCAACAAGAUCUACGACGGCAUCAUUCCUAGGGCAGGCGAGCGCAUGACCGAGCUGGCAGCACAGUUUCACGUUAAGCCAGAUGAGCUCAACGAAAAGACUGCGGAAAUGACGAAUGCUGUCUGCUACUACACAGCAGGCGCGCAGCAUCCGCCAAACAUGGUGAUGUUUGACUUUUACUACAUGCACUGCGUCAACUCUUCCAUCUUCUUCCCGGCCUUCCUCAAACAGGCUUGGCUCAGCGACCAGAACAAAGCCCGUCUGCUAGAGUGGAAGACUAGGCUCGACCUCGCGAUGUACGCCUCCCGCAAAUGCCCAGACAUCCGCCUGGAUGAGAUCCGCGAAUACAAGCCCAGACACCAAUCCGGCUGGGACGGCAUCCAGGACCGAGUCUGCGACUUCAAUGACGAUGGGCACUCAGCCAAGCUUAUCAGAGCGCUUGCCCACGGCCAGAGCAUCUGCAAGCCAUAUGAGCACAAGGAUGAGUUCAGGAUCAAGCAUGAUGAUUGGCUGCUGAUGGGCCACAUGGCGAUUGACAGCGUGGAGAAUACUAAGACCAAAGGAGUAUCGACAUGGGUAAGGUCGGCCGGGUUCGACGAGGCAUGGAAGGACAUUCCCUUGAGGGCGCAGCUGUGA
Molecule: messenger RNA, 1332 nt
Organism: Saxophila tyrrhenica
Lineage: Eukaryota; Fungi; Ascomycota; Dothideomycetes; Mycosphaerellales; Extremaceae
Exons: 3
Coding region: 1-1332 (443 amino acids)
Molecular function (GO): oxidoreductase activity
Source: RefSeq, a predicted model, not a curated record